Chilo suppressalis (striped riceborer) is the source of this 1269-nucleotide messenger RNA. Lineage: Eukaryota; Metazoa; Arthropoda; Insecta; Lepidoptera; Crambidae. The record is from the annotation of a GenBank genome assembly.
AUGGAAAGAAUGAUAAAAAAUCUAUGCGACAUCCUCAUUUCGGUUUCGUACCGCGAAGUGACAACUAUGCUGAGACCGUUUUUCAAGAGGUUGGAGAACAAUAAUCAUCCCUUACUUGGUCCAACUCUUUGGGGCUUAGCGAGAUGGGGUAUGUGGCAACCAAGACUUGGUAUUAAUACCAAAAUAUACUGCAUACUGCAUAUUGUUGCAACAUUAUUUGUGAUCAGCCAGUACGUCGAAUUGUGGAUCAUAAGGUAUGAUUUUAAUUUGGCAUUGAGGAAUCUUUCGGUCACCAUGCUGAGCACCGUGUGUGUAGUCAAAGCUGGUACAUUCGUCAUUUGGCAUGAUCAAUGGCAAGAAAUUAUUGAGUAUGUGUCGAAAUGUGAAAAACGACAAUUAUCUAAACGGGACAAGAUCACCAGUGAAAUUAUUAAUAAUUAUACUGUUUAUUCGAGACGUGUUACCUAUUUCUAUUGGGCUUUGGUAGCAGCAACAGUUCUUACAGUUACUUUAGCUCCAUUAGCUGCGUUUUGGUCGUCAAAGGAAUAUAGGGCACGCAUCAGAGCUGAACAAAUUCCAUAUCCAGAAAUAAUGAGUUCAUGGCUACCUAUCGAUAGAACUAGAGGCAUUGGGUACUGGCUGUCCAUCGUAGAACACACCCUUAUCUGCUUUUACGGAGGAGGUAUUGUAGCAACUUACGACUCUAAUGCCGUUGCACUUAUGUCGUUUUUGGCUGGACAGUUGAAACUUUUGAGCACUAAUUGUUCACGAUUAUUUGAAGAAAAUUAUGAAAGUGGAAAUAAUACGGUAGCAAAAAUCAGAGAAUAUCAUCACGAUCAUUUGCGGAUGAUAAAAUAUUCCAAGAUUUUAAAUGGUGUAUUAUCACCAGUGAUGUUUUUGUAUGUAAUCAUUUGCUCGCUUAUGAUUUGUGCCAGUGCAAUUCAAAUAGCAACGAACGGUACGACAAGCAUGCAAAGAAUUUGGAUCGCCGAAUAUCUCAUGGCGCUUAUAGUUCAGCUAUUUCUGUAUUGCUGGCAUAGCAACGAGGUGUUGAUAAUGAGUCAUAAGGUCGACGAUGGCGUAUAUGCCAGUUCUUGGUGGUCCCAGAGUCAAUCUGUACGGCGUUCCGUAUUGCUGCUUGGGGGGCAACUGCGAAGGCCUAUUGUCUUUACAGCUGGUCCAUUCACUAAGCUUAAUCUACCAACUUUUCUUGCUAUUUUGAAGGGGUCAUACAGUUUUUACACUUUAUUGAUCAAUAAAGAAGACUAA